AUAAUAGGAGAUUUGCAUAGCAUGUUCAGUUUCAGUUUUCCAUUUCUUGACUGCUAAGUUUAAUGGAAAAUCCAUUCUGCUGUACGCACCAAUUGUCAAACGUUUCAGGUAUUGAUUUUUCAGUGUCAUAGGAGUAGAAAGGCUUAUGGGAUUGAAGUCAAUUCUGGUUUCCAAUUUGUAGUAUCAUUAUUUAAUUAGUAUUAGGAGUAGAAAGGCUUACAGGUAGUAUUUUAACCAGUAGUAUUAUGGUGACAUAGCUAUCUGAGGCUGGCUGGAUUUGGGUCUAUGUUUUAAGCAGUUCUAUGGGGGAUUGACAUUGUCUGCUCAUUUUUAGUUGUGAUAGGCACACAAUACUAUGAUGGGUGGGAGAAUGCAGUCAGAUUGCCCUGUUACUGAUAUUCUGCUGAUUACGGGUCGUGCCAUUGCCAGCUGAUCUUUGGUGGACAAUUCUGGAAAAUGUGUAAUCUUGUGCCAUGCACCUAGUAAGGGCAAUCAAAAGUGAAGGGUCUUUUGGAGGUUCUAUCUUCAGCUUCAGAGUAUGAUCAGCUUUCCAUAUGGCCGAGGAAGAGGUGGUUUAUAGGUUAAUUAAUCACCGGAGAUUUCCCUUUGGAAUGUAAUGCUUUGCUUCAGGUUCAUUUCUAGGAAAUAUGGGCAGCUUCGUGCAAGAACUGAAAUUGCUCCUGAUCAGAGGGAAAAAUUUCUGCAGAAGUUCCAGCAAGUGCAGCAACAAGGGCCUAGUACCCUUCUUAACAUGCCUUCUCUUGUUGGAGGAAAUCAUAAGCAGUUUUCAGCCCAGCAGCAAAAUCCACUUCCACUUCUGCAGCAGUUUAGUACUCAAGGAUCUUCUGUUUCUUCUCAAUCUGGUAUGGUACUUGGAGUCCAGUCCCCGAGUCUCAGUAGUAUUUCUCCUGCCUCAAUACAGCAGCCACCCAAUUCUGCUCAUUCCCCAUCCAGUCAACAGCCAUUGAUUCCGGGUGUUGCUAAAGAUGCAGAUGUUGGCAAUUCUAAGGUUGAGGAACAGCAGCAACAUCAGAAUUAUGCUGAUGAGUCAACAGCGGAAUCUCCUUCUAGCAAUGGGAUUGGCAAGAAUCUUGCAAUUGAAGAUGAUUUGAAAUCAGCAUAUGCUGUAGAUUCACCUGCAGGAGUAUCUGCCUCUCUUCCAGAAUCUGCUCAAACUUCCAGAGAUAUAGAUUUGUCUCCCGGACAACCAUUACAAUCCAAUCAACCUACUGGUAACCUUGGUGUCAUUGGAAGAAGAAAUGGUGCUGAACUUGGAGCCAUUGGUGAUAGUUUUAGUGGAUCGAGUGUCAAUUCUGGUGGAGUGCGUGAUCAGCUAUAUAAUUUACAAAUGCUCGAGGCAGCACAUCACAAAAUUCCUCUAGCUAAAGACUCAGAACAUCCUAGGACUUAUACUCCUAGGCACCCAACAAUUACACCUUCUAGCUAUCCUCAAAUACAGGCACCUAUAGUUAAUAAUCCUGCCUUUUGGGAGAAAGUGGGACAGGAACCAUUCGGCACUGACACCUUGUUCUUCGCAUUUUAUUAUCAACAGAACACAUACCAACAAUAUUUGGCUGCAAGGGAGCUAAAGAAGCAGUCUUGGAGAUACCACCGAAAGUAUCAUACAUGGUUUCAGCGACAUGAAGAACCCAAAGUUGCUACCGAUGAAUUUGAGGAGGGAACAUAUGUCUACUUUGAUUUUCAUAUUGCAAAUGAUGACCUGCAACAUGGAUGGUGUCAAAGAAUCAAGACUGGAUUCACUUUUGAGUAUAAUUAUCUUGAAGAUGAGCUUGUUGUAUAGAUGAUAACAUCUAUAGUAGCAAUGUGUCUUCUUUGUUAUUAUGCUCCGUUGUGCUUGUGCACAUUUAGUUUCAAUGAAUAUUUUCCUAUUAGACUGAUAAGAUAAUUAUUUUAUCUUCCUAUUAAAUGUAAUAUACCAAACUUAAAAGAUGAAAAAAGUCAUUAAUUUAAUUUUGAUUGUUUAGUACU
Molecule: messenger RNA, 1989 nt
Organism: Lotus japonicus
Lineage: Eukaryota; Viridiplantae; Streptophyta; Magnoliopsida; Fabales; Fabaceae
Exons: 8
Coding region: 617-1801 (394 amino acids)
Biological process (GO): nuclear-transcribed mRNA poly(A) tail shortening; regulation of DNA-templated transcription
Cellular component (GO): P-body; CCR4-NOT core complex
Source: RefSeq, a predicted model, not a curated record